Messenger RNA from Pseudo-nitzschia multistriata, 4144 nucleotides. Lineage: Eukaryota; Bacillariophyta; Bacillariophyceae; Bacillariales; Bacillariaceae. The record is from the annotation of a GenBank genome assembly.
CCUAUGAUGCGUUAGAUAACUGUCCUUAUUGCGACGAGAUACUACGCACCGGUACUUACUUCAUGUCUCUCGAGAUUGAGUCAAUUUCAUCACACGUACUGGACUACGAUACCACUUGUAUGUUAUGUACUAUGCCCUCGCGUUAUUUCUUUUUUCUUCGGGGUCCCGGAAAGGUUUUAUGGGUAGUACUUGGAACAUCAAGUGCUCUACCGUACAUUGGGUGGUUCCUCCUGGCAACUAUCUCUCAGCGAAAACAACGAGGUGACACAAACGGCGUAACGUCUAUCAUGAUUACAACAGCAGCAACGACACACGCAACGAUGUUUGAUAAUUCACCACACAACAUGCAUCGAAUAGACAUAGAAGAGGAAAAAAAAGACCAAUCACUUGACGUUAGGGGAAACGACAAUUUCAUCCGUAAGUUCAAACACUCGGUUCGUCGGAAGCACUUUUUGAUGCUGGAAUUCGUGAAUCGAAAUAUCACAGGAUUGAAAUUCGGCUUUUGUAAUGUAUAUACGUAUACGUGACUGUAGAUAUUCUAUUAUGGAAGCAUGCUUUCGUUGUCGGACUCUAGAGGCUGCACGAUGUCUACGGGAGUAAGGCCUGUUUCCCUUUCUGUAUCAAUUCCUUCUGAAAGUUGCUACCGUUCGGUACUACUGUACUUCAUCAUCUCGUGUUACCGGUAGGGCGAGAAAGACCUCCUCAACCGAAUGCCUAACUAGAGAUUCAUACAAACCAUCUACUGUACACGAUAGAGCACAACCGAUGCUCCAGCGCGUUGCAUUUGCAGACUCGGAACGCAGUUCUCUUCAGCAAUGGAACAAAGCUCCUGGAGCUUGCAGUACCAGUAUCGAAACAUCUCAACCCGUCCGAAAGUCCGUUAACUUCAUCUCACCAAAACUUGGAACUUUAUUUUUCUCACUUAAACUUGGAAUAUUCCUGUCUUCUGUUGUAUCAACAUACAAUUUAAUUUACGACGUCCAUCCAUCACUCCACUAUAAAUCAAUUGUUAAAUUCUGCUCGCGGAAUAUUAACCGGACAACCAACAACGAAUACUCCUCUUGGUUAUAAUUUUUCUGUUGGGAACUGAAAAAAUCCGUUUUCGCUACGCAUCGCAUGCAUCGUGGAACACUCUAUUUAACUUUUCUACACUCAUCGAAUCAAUACGAACCAUUGAAUACACGACAAUCGUCAACGAAAAAUCUCGCCACUCUUCCCUGUCAUAAUUUUCAUAAUGGAUGAUUCCUGGUAUGGAUUGGUCUCAAAAUAUCCACGGGACAAAGCAGAUGUAUCUGGAAAUCUAACGAACAAAAAACAGAAUUGCGUCGAAGAGAAAAAAGAACAACCAGACGUUGCGAGGAUAGAGGCCAGUGAAGUCUCUGGGGAACUGAAUUGCAAUAACAACCUGAACGAUAUAUUGCGAAGAAGACGAAGGAGUAGUUCACCAAGCAGUCUACAGGUUUCAACAGCCUCUAUAGACGUGAUAUUACCAGAGAAAGAUUACAAUCCAUCAUUGGAGAUUCUAAGAUCCUUUUCGUCCGAGUCAAUGAGAGCCAUUAGUAAAAGUCAAUCGGCGGAUCCUGACUUCGACCGGGGCCUCCGAAGCAAAGCCGCAUCUGUAACGGUUGAACCUGUUCCAAUUCCUCGCCGAAAUCUUACCGAAGCUUUUGAAGAGCUAUACAUCAAACCUUCCAAAUCGUGGGCAAACAGCGUAACGGAUUCUCCAAAUUUGAAAAAUCUAAGUGGUCUAGUUGGGAAAUCUAACACCUCUGGAAGCUCAAAUAUCAUUUCUCCCACCGGAGUCGCGGAACUUGAAACAGCAGCGAGUUCUGCUUCCAUGGGUACAACCUUAUCAUCUCCAACAAGUACAUCGAAUUUGAUCACGCCAAUAAAAUCAGAUCCCACUGAAAAAGAUGAAGCUAUUGUAGAAAAAAAAACAUUUCAAUUUCGAUUACACCCGCAACUACAGCGAGAUAUGUCGGAUGCACUCGUUAGGAGGGUAUGCUUCUAUUCCAUCAUCCACGACAUCAAUAAAGAGGCCACAACAAUGGCAUCUAACGAUGACUCAGGGUACAAUCGCAACCCCGACGAAAUUGACGAAAAGUUUGAUCCUCUCGUUAUGGCCGUCCACGGCCGUUCUAGAUCGGAAUUUACUGGCUCGAGUUCAAUCAUCAACGUGGCCCUUAUAGACGAAGAAGAAUGGCUAUUGGAAGCAAUAAAUUCAAGAAAUCCUGACGAAGCACGUUCAGUCAACGCUUGCCCCCCCACAUUUCUUCAAGCGAUAGGCGAACGUGACUAUGAGAACCCAUUGACUUCACUCUCGAGUGGUAGUAGAACUCAACUUUGGAAGCCAUCACGGAGCUGGUGGGAAGCCAAAAGCGGGAAGAACCCUUGGAUCGAACCAAAUAGUCACAAUAAGAGAUGGAGGUGAGUUGAUUUGUGUCGUGUAUACUCAGUGAAUAAUAAAUUCAUUUCAUUUCUUUUAGAUUCACCGCCUACAUUUUUUUUCUCUAUAGAUAUCUAUGGCCACUUAUACACUAUCACAAAUUCCUCGCGAAGUGCAUCAAGAAACUCAAGCGAAAUAGUGUUUGUGUGAAAAACUCAGUAUCUCCCGUCGCCGUUUUUCUGCGCGAAGAAGUCUGUGCUGUUUCAGAUCACUUAGCCUCGGUUUCACUUUUUGAUUCGGAACAAUGGAUGGAUUGUCUCCAACAUUUCGAAGGAUGGGUCGAAUCCAGUGAAGAGGCAGCAAAGAGUUCCCGGGAAUUUGUGUCGAAGCUUCGCUUAAGGUCACUAAACGAGCCCGGAGACGUCGAUAGCACACUACUGCGAAACCAGAUUGACGAACAGCUCCUUCGAGCUAUUGUAAAUGCUAGGGAGCAACUGGCUGGGAAAGACAUUUCGAAAGAAGAGAGACGUAGUUCAAAACAACCCAUGAGGCGAAGAGAACGCAAUCAAACAGGAUCAGUCAAAUCGUCGUUGUCGGUUUCAUCAGUCGAUGCCGAAGCUCCUUGCCCUCGCCAUAUUUCCACUCAUAAUUCAAAAGGAAGACAGGGUCUUCAACGAAAUUGGCAAGGAUACCCUCAUCAUGGUUGGUGGCAAAACGGAUGGCAGCAUCAUCAUCAUCCAUAUCCAUAUGGAGAUGAUGUAAGUGUUCAUUCGACGCUAUCAUGCGAUACAAGUUAUUCCCGUGGUUAUUUGAAUGGUUACAACCAUGGCGCAGUUCCCGCGCAUCCGCAAUACUAUUCCUCUAUGAUGUAUGCGCCUCAUCACGCAAUUCACGGAGGACCACAUGGAUCCUAUCCUUCAUCCGCUGUACCACCAAAUCCUCCCGUUUAUCCAGGCGAGACGUACGAUCCUCAGCAUUUGGAUCCUACAGGUUGGAUGCGCCAUCAUUCAGUUGACCAAUACCACAAUCCUGACUCACAGGCUGUUCCUGGAACACCCGAUGGACACAACGAAUCACAAAAUUCUUCUCUCGAGGCAGAUCAAGAACCAACAGAAUUGCCGGAAUCCUCAGAGAAUCCAAACGAAUCAUUCGAUACUCAUAGGACGCCUUACAAACCCAGGACAAAUCAUGUUCCUAUGUCUCCUUAUUGGGGCCAUCUUCAAGAUCAUGCCACCCUUGCGAUGAUGGGACUCUCAAGUCCUCCUGGCUCGGUUCCACCCACGCCUCAUCGGAACGUGGAUUCGUCUUUUAGUCAAGAGGAUAUGUCAACGGUAGAGAUGAAGAAUAAUAUGAAUGCGCAGCCACUUCUCCUGAGACAGCAGUACUAUGGAUAUGGGUAUGGAAGCAGAGAAGGAUACGCUCCGCCAUCCCCCGCUACUCAAUUCAUGAUGUCACCGCAGGCAAGCUUUGCGUACAACUACGGCUACGGCUUUUCCCCUUCUCGUCGUUCUACAUCUCAAACAAAGCUAUUGAAUACAUCAAUAAGUGAAGAAGAAAUCGAUGCUUUGCAUAGCAUGCCUGAGGGAGGGAACGCCAUUCCAGAAGCCACGAAUGGCAAAGAUGACCAACUAGAGAAAGAUCACGUUGCGAAAGGGUAACAUCCACCCCGGUUCAAAAUCCAGCUCAGACAAGAAACAGCGAAGUUUUCGCCGAAUAUAGAAUAUAACCUCGUCGGCCUAAUAAUCUAAACACUACAAC